This is a messenger RNA of Metopolophium dirhodum (rose-grain aphid), 1869 nucleotides long. RefSeq lists its product as uncharacterized. The transcript is spliced from 4 exons. Gene Ontology annotation, biological process: septate junction assembly; regulation of tube size, open tracheal system. NCBI's taxonomy places the organism in Eukaryota, Metazoa, Arthropoda, Insecta, Hemiptera, Aphididae. The record is from RefSeq and is a predicted model, not a curated record. Gene Ontology annotation, cellular component: septate junction; membrane. The coding region runs from base 162 to 833 and encodes 223 amino acids.
AUCGCCGCUUGCAAAUUCUAUUGUUUAUAUUUUGACUUUUAUGCUGGGUUACAUGGACAAUUUAUUGAAUUUAAUUCAACUAUUUUGAGUUAUUGUCCUUUUUCAAGACUCGAAUCUUCAGUCCGCGUCUGAAAGGUUACCUAGCCACACCAGUGAUAUCUAUGGCGAAGUCCAAAAACGGUCUGACGGCCGUUGGCCUGUCCUUUUCGGGAGCGUUUUUAGUCAUAUUGGCGUUCGUGACGAAGAGCUGGUUGGUCACGGAUGGACAUUUAAAGCACCCGAAAUUCGAUAGGAUCGGUCUAUGGGUAGUAUGUUUUAAAGAUUUUAAAGACCCUCGUCAUUGGUACGACACAAGAUUCCAUAGUUGUUGGUGGGUGUUUGAAGAAGAAUAUUAUAUUAUCGAUGAUAUUUUAUUCAAAGGUUUUUUCAUUGCCACUCAGUUUUUUUUUUCAACUUGUGUUCUCUUCACUGUGUUUGGUUUAUUCUACUCUAGGCUUUAUAUGUAUCUAAAUAGAGCUCAUGAACGUUACGUUCAAAUUCUACUUAGAGCGGCAAUACUUUACUUAGCUGCAGCUAUAUGCAGUACUAUUGCUCUGAUGAUAUUUGGAUUAUAUGGAGACAGUAGAGUAUGGUUGCCAAAUUGGGAACACAAUGAUAUAGGAUGGAGCUACGGAGCAGCAGUCGCAGGAACUAUUGCCCUUUAUGUCAGUGGAGUAUUGUAUGGAAUAGAGUGUCGGGUACACAUGAUUAAACGUAAAAAAAUGGCUACUCAAAGAGACAAUUACAACUAUGGUGCAGAUGACAUAAAACAAAUGUCUCACACUGACAUAUAAAUGUUCAAAUUUUAUUUUAAAAUCACUAGUAGCAGCAUCUAAUUAAUUUCAUUAAUUUAUAUUUGAAACGGAAGCUGCUGUACAAAAAUUUCUUAUGCCUUAGUUAGUCCUUAAUUUUAGCCCUAGAACUGCGUCUCUCUUAAUGAAUAUGUACCUACAGUGACAACUUCUUAAAUGUGGAUUCUUCAAAUAUCUGAUUCACUUUGUAUAGAAAACACUUCAUAUUUGUUUUGGAUACCAAAAAUUAAGGGGCCCAGUGCCAGUUUUCCAUAUUUUCCGCAAUUCUAUAAAAUUUGAAAAUUAAAUUUUUUAUCAUAGUUGCCACCUUAAUUAUAAUACUUUUCCAUUAAUUAAUAACUCUCAGGCCUUGUAGAAUUGUCAGAUUCUGAUAACUAUUUUUUCUAUCUAAAAGAAUGAAACUUCCUACUGGCCGCAAUCAAACUCCGAUUUCUUAUUUUAUUUCAAAUGAUGGUAUAAUAUAAUUUGUAAAAAAAAACGCUUAAAAUUGUUCUAUUUUCAGAGACAUAUUCUAAAGUUUAAGAUUAAAAUAUUGAAAAACGGACCUUGAUGUGGCCUGUGUUACCCUCAAUAAGUUUAAAAAAAGUAUAUCAAAUUUGGUUGAUUUUACAGAACAGGAUCAUUAUUUCCUUAGAGCAUUAUUUUAUGUACAAAAUUAUAUUGACACUGGGCACCCUAAGUAUAUUAUGAAUGAGAAUUGUGGGUUUUUAUUCUUAAAAAUGGCUUUUUUAAAACUGUUUGUUACUUGAUCAUUUAUACAAUUAUUGUCAAACUGUAAUUAAUAAUCAUAGAUUUUACUUUGAAUUUGAUAUGCAAUUGAUAUUGGAUAUUACGUAUAUAAUAUAACUUAUAAACACAAAAAGCUCAAGUAUUUAAUUUAAAAUCUACGAAUUUUAGUAAUAAUUAUUAAUUAUCAUGUGAGAAAUAAUUUAUGUUUAAUUGUUAGUAUGAUUUAAAAAAUAAUUGAGAAUUUUACAAAAAAAAACAAAUUUAUAAGGUAAUUUAUGUAUUUUUUUUA